Messenger RNA from Corythoichthys intestinalis (scribbled pipefish), 2257 nucleotides. RefSeq names its product core-binding factor subunit beta (gene cbfb). Gene Ontology annotation, molecular function: sequence-specific DNA binding; transcription coactivator activity. Gene Ontology annotation, biological process: regulation of transcription by RNA polymerase II. Lineage: Eukaryota; Metazoa; Chordata; Actinopteri; Syngnathiformes; Syngnathidae. Bases 302 to 826 code for a protein of 174 amino acids. Gene Ontology annotation, cellular component: core-binding factor complex; nucleus. The transcript has 7 exons. The record is from RefSeq and is a predicted model, not a curated record.
CGGUCAAAUUGAUCUCGAGUUCUCUUUUUGUGUCUCGGUGGGUCACUUAAUAAAGCGCACUCGAGUGCAAAGAGCGGGGAGCGAUCUGGACAACAGUAAUCAUUAGUCACGCGAGUGGAAUCGGCCCACACAUUUCCCCACAAGAGGAAGACGCGAGUCGAGUCGCAUACGGAAGGGAAGUGAGUUGAAAGACUCAAAUCAACAAAACAAAAAAGAAUAAGUUUGACUGCGUGAGCUCGUUUAGUUUUGGGGUGUAGGGGGGGAAAUCGGGGGAUAUAAGGAGGAAUCCAUAGUAGAAAAGAUGCCGCGGGUAGUUCCGGACCAGAGGAGCAAGUUUGAGAAUGAGGAGUUUUUCCGCAAGUUGAGCAGGGAGUGUGAGAUUAAAUACACUGGCUUUAGGGAUCGACCCCAUGAGGAGAGACAAGCCCGUUUCCAGAACGCCUGCAGAGAUGGACGGUCAGAAGUCGCCUUUGUAGCAACAGGAACCAAUCUCUCCCUCCAGUUCUUUCCAGCAAAUCUACAUGGAGAUCAGAGACAGGUUCCUACGAGGGAGUAUGUUGACUUUGAGAGAGAGACAGGAAAGGUCCAUUUAAAGGCUCCAAUGAUCUUGAAUGGUGUAUGCGUGAUUUGGAGAGGUUGGAUUGACCUCCAGAGGCUGGAUGGGAUGGGAUUCCUGGAAUAUGAUGAUGAGAGGGCACAGCAUGAGGACGCGUUGGCACAGGCGGCAUUUGAGGAGGCUCGACGUAGAACCAGAGAUUUUGAAGAACGAGAGCGAUCACACAGAGAGGACCUAGAGGACCCGGUGGUUUCUAAAAUCUGGGACUGAUGCAAAAGAGAGACGGACAGCCAGCAGAAAACAACAGGAUGACAGUAGGAGCCCAGCCCGGACUUAAACAUGGCCAGCCCUGAAGUGGAACACAAGACAUGCAGAGAACGAUGACGAGUAAAGGAAGAGGAUAAGACGUGGACUGUUAUUCUUUUACUUUCAAUGAAAUUAGCAAAGCAGCCAUUUUUCAAUUUAAGGCCUCUUCCAAUAUUUUUGAAUGACAUACAGUACUUAAUUAUUUUGACAUUUCAAUGUAGGCAUUUAAUAGUCAACCAUGGAGAUGAAAAGAAUAAUCAAAACCCUUUGAUCCUGUUUAAAUGUGACAAAUGAGUAAACAAGAGUUGAAGAUGAAGUCAUGCCAAAUCUUGCCUCGGAUUUUUAGAGCUUAUUACAAAUACCAAAAAUAUAUUUUGAUUAAGAAUAAAUGUGGGGAAAGAUGCCAGUGGUAAACAAAAGGAUCAAGUACAAAACAGGGAGUACUCCUUAGCUUGGUAUGUCAUGUUGAUACUGCGUAUUUUAGCUCAUAAUCCAGAGACCUGCUGUUUUCUUAGACCAAAGCUCACCUUGCUGGAAUGAUCGGGAGGUUGGUGGGGUGGGGAUGAGAGGAUUGCUCAGAUUUAACUGCUUUUCAAAUGACCACAUUGACGAGUUAACCAUCCAAAAAUGUAGAGUAUAUUAAGUCUGGGGAAAUGGAGCAAAGCAAAGAGUGUGGGGGGCAUUUUGAACAUGUCAUCAAGGAGUGUUUUGCACUAUGUGAUACAAUCAUUCAAGUUCACACAGAUUUUGUUUGCAUGAAACUGAACAGAGGGCUACCUAUUUUGUUGGCUGUUAUAUAGUGCAGCGUUUCAUCAUCAUCAUCAAGCACUCGCUUUACAGUGUUCAGAUGAGGAAUAAUUAGAUGAAUCAGCCACAUCAUGCAGGUAAUCAACCCACCCAAUUGAUUUAAUGGCAAUGAUUUCAAUUUUUCACUUUUUUAAAACUUUAAAUGUAGCCAUUUGCCAGUCCCCAGUUAUUCCUCAUCAAGGAUUGUAAAAGUGUGUAUGCAGUACAUGAAAUCUAUUUCCUGUGACAACACGCGUGUUACGAAAAAUGUUUUAUUAUCCUUUUGGUUUGUGUGUGAAAGUCAUGAUGUUUACUUUUAUAAUCUGACUCCUUUUUAUACAUAUAUUCCUUCUUGUUUCAUCUUUGUUAGUACUACAAGAGUUGUGUUCCAUAUCAUUCAAAGUGGAAUUUGUUUCUCCAUGUACAAGAUACAUAGCAAGUCAGUCUGUUCAUUUAUCUUGUAUAUGGCAAAAGUCAGGCUGGUUUGCCAGGCUUGGAAUUUGGAUUAUACAGAUACCAACAUGUUUUGUUGCUUAGAUUUUCCUCUGUAUUUCUUUGUUGAAUAUGUAUUUUAUUGAGUGCUAUAAAAUUGGAAUACACAAAAUUCUA